AUGGCUGAGCCAACCAUCCACAGUUUGGAAAUAGACGAUGGUCGAGAUCCUUCAGUCCAAGGAUUCAUCGACAACACCCUCGCAGCCCUCAUGAAUGAACUCUCACGCUCCCCGGCAGAGGCAGACAUUUCCAUCACCCUCAAGCGCAAAGCCAGCCCAAUUGCUUGCAUCAUCAACCCCACCACCGGAGCUUUGGAAGCGACUGUCAUUCUUCGAAUCCUAGCUAUAUUGGACCAAGCUAUUCGAACGGGUCAGCUGAUCUCCAAGAGAGAUAUAUACUAUAUCGACCCGGAAUUCUUCCGCAAGCAGUGUAUCGUGGACCGCAUUGUCGAUGACCUGGCGUACACCAUCGGAGUGAAUAGGACAGCAUUGAAUGUGGAAGCAGCAGCGAAAGGGCUGGUGACGGGAGACUUUCGGUUGAUCCGUGGCUCCCACAUUUUGAUCGAUGCGCAGUCUGUCACCGGGGACAGUUUGAUUCCUCGCAUAGAGGACGGAGACGAGAUCGACAUUUCACGGGUCCGCUGGGUACUGGUCAUUGAAAAAGAGUCUUCCACCCGGCUCGCGCGAGUAAGUUACCACACCAGAGCACUAGCCGGGGAAGGAAUUAUGGUCACGGGUAAAGGCUACCCCGAUUUCAUGACACGAACGUUCCUGCGUGCAAUGUCCGACUCCGCAUCCAACCAGAGGAGACGUCCGCCCCGUUUCUAUGCCCUCACCGAUGGUGAUCCCCACGGUAUGGCCAUCAUGUCGACGUACAAGUACGGCUCGGCGGCACACUUACAUCAAAAUGCUCGGCUCAGUAUACCGAGGCUGCAAUGGCUGGGUCUUCGAGUGUCGGAUAUCAUAGCAGUGCCGGAGGUACUUGGUGACACGGCUCUGCUUUCGUUGACAACGCGAGACCGCAAGAAAAUCGCGGCUAUGCUUCUGAACAGUCCUGUCUGGGCGAGCGAUGGACCGGAGCCAGAAUGGCGUGCUGAAUUGCAGCGGAUGCUGGUUUUGAAUCUGAAGGCCGAGAUUGAGAUCUUGUAUGGGUGCCAAGGGGGUUUGGAAGGGUGGAUUAAUCGAAGGAUGUUUCGGCAGGAGUAA
Messenger RNA from Penicillium mononematosum, 1086 nucleotides. RefSeq lists its product as uncharacterized. Bases 1 to 1086 code for a protein of 361 amino acids. Gene Ontology annotation, cellular component: nuclear chromosome. NCBI's taxonomy places the organism in Eukaryota, Fungi, Ascomycota, Eurotiomycetes, Eurotiales, Aspergillaceae. Gene Ontology annotation, biological process: meiotic DNA double-strand break processing; reciprocal meiotic recombination; meiotic DNA double-strand break formation. The record is from RefSeq and is a predicted model, not a curated record. The transcript is spliced from 6 exons. Gene Ontology annotation, molecular function: DNA binding; DNA topoisomerase type II (double strand cut, ATP-hydrolyzing) activity; ATP binding.